AGCUGCUAGUUAUAACUUCUUUUUAGCUUUAAGCAUGGUGUCUAGGGAGGGACGCCGCAGUUGUUUAAAUUUGAACCUCCUUUGCUGAAUUAAUUUAAUGUCUGUUUAUUAACGAGAAAGAAGGAGAAACAUUUUACUAGAAACUUGACAAGAAGAAAAAUUAUAGACAAAAUGGCUGAUGCAUUGUAUCAUUGUCCUGACCAAAAGAAAUUACAAGCAUUAAAAGACCUGGCAAAUAGAUUACGAAUUUUAAGCAUUGAGUCUACAAAUGCUGCCGGAUCAGGUCAUCCCACAUCCUGCUGUUCAAUGGCUGAACUGACUUCUGUUUUAUUCUUUCAUACAAUGAAAUAUAAAGUUAGCAGUCCACGUGAUCCAUCAAGUGACCGUUUCGUUUUGUCCAAAGGUCAUUGUGCACCAAUUUUGUAUGCAGCAUGGUCCCUCGCAGGACUUUUUCCUGAAUCAGACUUGAUGAAUUUGCGUAAAAUAGAUAAUGAUUUAGAAGGCCAUCCAACACCGCGAUUAAACUUUGUUGAUGUUGCAACUGGUUCUCUUGGUCAAGGUCUCAGUUGUGCUGCUGGGAUGGCGUACACUGGAAAAAAUUUUGAUAAAUCCAGCUACCGAGUGUUCUGUUUGAUGGGUGAUGGGGAAUCUGCUGAAGGUAGCGUCAUGGAGGCGGCCAACUUUGCCAGUUUCUACAAACUGGACAACUUAGUUGGAAUAAUUGACAUCAACAGGUUAGGACAAAGUGAUCCAACUUCAUUGCAACAUUUGACGAGCACUUACCAAAUGAGAUGGGAUAGUUAUGGUUGGAAUUCGAUUGUUAUUGAUGGUGGUAAUGUAGAAGACAUUUGCAAGGCAUUCCACGAUGCUGAAAUUACAAAAGGAAAGCCUACCAUGAUACUUGCAAAGACCUUUAAAGGAAUGGGAAUACCAGGAAUUGAAGACGAGAUGAAUUGGCAUGGUAAAGCCCUAGGAGAUAAAGCUAAAGCUGCUAUCGAAGCUAUCACUGCUCAGAUGGUCAACAAAAAUAUCACUGGUGAAAAAGUAAACACACAGACUGUUGUUGAUGAUGCCCCGACAUUAGAUAAAAGUCCGAUUAAGUUGUCUGAACCACCUACUUACGCUGAAGGCUCCAAGGUUGCAACAAGAGCAGCGUACGGAACAGCAUUAGCUAAACUUGGUAGGACAUCUAACCGUGUAAUUGCGCUGGAUGGUGACACAAAGAAUUCCACAUUCGCCAUUACUUUCCAGAAAGAAUUCCCAGAACGUUUCAUAGAGUGUUUCAUUGCGGAACAAAACAUGAUUGGUGUAGGCAUCGGUUGCGCGACCAGAGAUCGUACUGUCGCAUUCGCAAGUGCGUUUGCCUGCUUCCUCUCCCGUGGAUACGAUCAAAUUCGAAUGGGUGCUAUUUCUCAGACAAAACUCAAAAUGGUUGGAUCUCACGUUGGUGUUUCUAUUGGUGAAGAUGGUCCUUCUCAAAUGGCUUUGGAAGAUAUCGCUAUGUUCCGAGCUGUGAACAAUUGCGUGGUGUUUUACCCCUCAGACGCUGUUUCAUGCGAGAGAGCUGUUGAAUUAUCUGCAAAUAUUGAUUCCAUGGUCUACAUAAGAACAAGUCGACCUGCCACUGUUGCGCUGUAUGACAAGGAUGAGAAGUUCGAAGUUGGAAAAGGAAAGGUUGUACGGCAAAGCGACGCUGAUACCUGCUUACUUAUCGGAAGCGGAAUUACAUUGCACGAAUGUUUAAAGGCCUACGAAACCCUCAAAGCUGAGGGUAUAUCUGUGCGUGUAUUUGAUCCGUUUUGUAUCAAGCCUAUUGACGUCAAUGGCAUUAUUACAAACGCUCGCGCUUGUGGUGGUAAAAUUGUUACUGUAGAAGAUCACUACCCAGAAGGUGGACUUGGCGAAGCAGUAAGCGGAGUUGUGGCGAUGGAGAACGGUAUUCGCGUGAACCGAAUUGCUGUUAAUGCUCUCCCUCGCAGUGGUCCUCCUGCAGCUCUCAUAGAAAAGUUUGGCAUAGGUGCAAGCCAUAUAAUCAAUGCAGUUAAAAAAUCAUUUUAAUUGUUACGAUAUUGUAGUACAUAAUAUUUUAUCAAACGUCAAGAUUUAAUGCGUUAAACUCUGGGGAGGAGCUAAUGUCAGCGUAUUUUAAAUUCUCUGUAGUCUAUUGUGACCUAAUGAUGCACUUCUCCCCAUUGUUUAAUGCAUUCUUACUGCUAAUUCUUUAGUUCUUCAGUUUUGUUCAAAUAGGGUAUAAUUUUUUACAUUUGUGUGAAAUUACCAAGACGCUAGCAUAUAUAUUAAUUCUUGUAAUUAGGCUAUUUAAUAUUUACUAUUCUCUAUAAAGAACCUUUCGCAUUCGAAAA
This is a messenger RNA of Hydractinia symbiolongicarpus, 2363 nucleotides long. Its product is annotated as transketolase-like. Bases 172 to 2058 code for a protein of 628 amino acids. Gene Ontology annotation, molecular function: transketolase activity; thiamine pyrophosphate binding. The transcript is spliced from 13 exons. NCBI's taxonomy places the organism in Eukaryota, Metazoa, Cnidaria, Hydrozoa, Anthoathecata, Hydractiniidae. The record is from RefSeq and is a predicted model, not a curated record.